This is a messenger RNA of Ostreobium quekettii, 3981 nucleotides long. The record is from the annotation of a GenBank genome assembly. NCBI's taxonomy places the organism in Eukaryota, Viridiplantae, Chlorophyta, Ulvophyceae, Bryopsidales, Ostreobiaceae.
AUGAAGUUUCAGAUCUUGAUGGCAAAGAGCGACAUAGGAUCCAAGCCUGAUGGCCUGCCUGGUGAACUACUGUCCACCAUGGAAGGCCUCAAAGCAAGCAAGCAGGAACUCACAUCACAUCUACAAAUAUCAAGAGAAAAUGAGCAAAAGGUUCUCAAGCAGCUGGAAGAGCUGAGGUCAGCCUUAGAUACGUCCAAGGCAGAAGUGCAGCAGCUGCAUUGGAAACUUCAGGAGCAGGAAGAGCAGGUGGCACAAUGUGAGACCCUGGAGGCUGAAAACCUUCAGCUCAAAGCUGAACUUGAGCAGCAGCCAGCAAAACAUGCACGAAGGCCAUCGAUGGGCAGGCUCAGCAAUAAUGACGAGAGAGGCUUGGACACAGUUAUAGCCAACCUCCAUGAGCAGAACUCAGAGGUGCAGCACAAGAAUAAAGAGCUGGCCGUGGAGGUUGAACAGCUGAGAGUGCAGCUGGGAGAGUUGCAGUCUCAGAAAAGCAGUUGCCAGCGCGCUCUGGGUGAUCUGAAAGCUGAGCUGCAGGGCUGCCAGCAGGACCUCCAAUGUGUGUCAGAGGAACGAGACAGCCUGGGAGCUAUGGUAAACGAACUGCAGCAACAGCUCGACGGGUUGUCAUCUGCAGGGACGGCCCGGCUCAGGAUGUCGAUUUUCAGGCUGGAGGCGGACGUCUCACGCCUUGCUGCUGACAAUGAGGUCUUGACCACACAGUUGAGGGCAGUGAGUGCCCAGGUGGAUGAGGACCUGGCGGGUGUGCCCAUACGAAGCGGUGGUGCACAGGAUUCUGUGCUGGAGUACACUGAGUCAGAGGAAAACAGGUCUCCGUUUGAGAAGGUCAUUUCACAAGCAACGCAAGAGUCUGAGAAGCUCGUGGAUUUGUCUGAGUUGCUGAUGGCAGAGAUGGUGGAGAUCGCUGGGAGUGGCCGAUGUGAGAGGCUGGGGCUCUCUCUGUCGCGUGUCCAGUAUGCUGGGCUACUGGCUGCCAUUCAGAAGGCCAUUGAGGAGGUGGAUGCAGCCAAGCAGAAGUCCAUUCUGGGUGGUGCUGAUAAGUUUGCAGUGUUGGACCGAUCGCUGAGCAAUUCUCUUUCAAUAUCAGGCACCCCCCGGGAAUUCAAUGGAGGCCUCAUUGCUGCGCAUCUUGGCGAAAUUGAGAAGAUGGCAGCAGACAGGGCAGCAUGUGUUGAAGAGUUGAGUAGGAUGACCACGGAACUGAAGUCGGAAGUUCGAGAUGGAGCCGAUCUCACUGUGCAUCAAGAGAUGCGGAUGGAGUACCUGCUGCAACAGCUCUCAUGCCCGGACAAGGUGAUAAAAUUAUCGUGGCAAGUUGAACACCUGAAAAAGUGUGUUGAGUCCUCGCAAAGGGAAGUGGAAGCACUGAAAGAAUUGAAUGAACAACAGCAGCAGGAGCUUGCCAUCCAAUGGGAGAAGAGGCAGCAGGCAAUGGCAGAAAACCGUGUGCACCACAGCCAGGCAUCCGUGGUGUCAGAGCAGUAUGAAAAUCUCAAGGAGGCAACCGACAGUCUUACUCUUGAGAAACAUGAGCUUGAAGAAGAAUUGAAAUGUGUCAGCAGAGAGCUCCAAAGUGUGCGCAGUUCUUGUGGCAAUGGUCACGAGUCAGUGCAUCAGCAACUUGCCAGACUCCAAGCUGAGCUGACCGUGGCUGAGACUGAGUCUCAACAAGCACAAGAAAGAGAGCAGAAGUACAAGCAGAAGGUUGUGGACCUGCAACAGAUGACAGAGGGGGCCUUUAGAUUCUUGCAGGAUGCUCUCCAACAAUGCAGUUCUCUGAGCCAGUGGCAGCGAGAUAUGCGCAAUCUGACUGAUCAGCUGGGGUUGGAAGUUGGCAGCAUGCUUACACACUGUGAAUCCAUCCAUAAUAUCACAAGCUGCAGAGAGGUCGAUUUGGAGACGCUGAAAAUCCACAAAGAGCGCCUGGAACAAGACAAGUUGGGAUUGCAGAGUGAGAGGAAUUCGUCCGCGGAAACUCACAAGGAAGAGGCAGGCUCCCUUCAAGGCACAGUGGCAGCUCUUGAGAAGAAACUUUCUGAGCAGAACAAGACCAGCAAAGUUGCUGGCAUGCAACAGGAGAUAUCAGACUUGCAGGAACGGGCAGUGCAUCUGGAAAGUGAGGUUGAGGCAGCAGAGCGGAAAUGGCAAGAGGAAACAGAUGCCCUCCAAACAAGAAUCGAUCUCCUGGACAAGGGGAGAUCAAACCUUGAGAAGCAUGCACAAGACAAGGAGAAAGAAAUUGAAGAGAUGAAGAGUAGAUUGUCUGCUGCUGAGGUCGUGGCCAUUCAGGAAAAGGACCUGGCAGCGAAUGAGCUGCAAGCCAUCACAGCCAAGCACAAGGAAGACUUGGAUGCUGUGAAUCGGCAGCUAGCAGAGGCAUUGGAUGAGAAAAAAGAAGCUCAAGCCAGUGUGGCGUUGCUUCAAGAGAAGGUAGCGCAUUUGGAAUCUACAGUAGCAGCACAAGCAAGUCUCUGUGAUGAAGUUCGGCACCUGACAGACAGUCUAUCAGCCACAAAGGAGGAGUGCCAGGCCAAGAGUGAGCAAUUGGCUGCUGCGUGUGCAGCUUGUGACGGACUUGAAGAGGAGGUGUCUUCCUUGCGCUUUAUUAUCAGCAGACUGGAAGACAAGUUGGCAUCUUCUGUGGCUGAGUGCCAAAGAGCAAAUGAAGCACUGACCGCCGCUAGGGAGCAGUACGCAGAUGCAGCUCGUUUAUGGCAGGAAGAACUUGAUGCAUUGGGGGAAGAGGCAGCGAACAGGAGCAUCUGGCCCAAGGCUGUGCGUGAGCUUGUUGAACGAAGUGAACGAAAUGCAAAGAAUUCAGCCCUAGCCUCUGCAAAAGAGAAGCUGGAGACUCUGCGAUGUGAACUGCAUGACGAGCGCAGCCGCUACAAGGGGCAGGAGGCAAAGAACGAGGAGAGAGUGUUGGAGGCUGAAACAGCCCGCCAGACUGCGGAGGUCAGGGUGCGGCAGCUUGAGGGAGAGAUGAAUGAACGGGAGCAACUGCUGCAAGCAAGAGUGGCUGAAGCAGAGGAUGCAGCCCAAAUAAGACAAGCAGAGCUUGAUGGCCAGGUUUGGAGCCUGAAAGAAAGCCUCAAGUCACUGGAGGACAGCAGUCAGCAACAGAUUUCCUCUUUGACAAGCAAAUUGCGAGAGAGUGAGGCCAAGGUGGCCAAUGUGCAGGAGAGGGCAAGGGUCAUGAUGGCAGAGAAGGACGGUGAAGUCCGCCAGCUGAAAGAUCGUCUCCAUGAAGCUGCAGUGCCCUUGGAUGGCCCAUCCCCUCUGCACCAAGUGGCACCUAUCAAUGUGCUGGACAUCAUACCCUUGCCAACUCAGGGCACAGCACAAGGACCAUCUGCAAGUCUGCCGCCCCCGGACACACUGCAGGCGUCCAGGGAAAUAGCAGCCACCAAUGGAGAUCCAGGUGCUGACUGCUGGGAAGGCACGUUGUCCAUGGAAGGCAGUGAUGAGGAAGCAGUGGCAUCUUCUGCAGUUAGAGAUCGUGCAGUCUCCAUUCCAGUAGUCUUUGAGGGGUCUGACGGCAUGGGCCCAGUUGCGAUAUCUGCCGCAGAUAGUGGGAGCCCGCUGAGUAUGGUCGAAAGGCUGAAGAGUGAGGUGGAGCACCUCAGGGAGCAGGUGCAGCAACUCUUGCUGGAUGCAGAAGACAGUGAGCGCACGCAUGUGCUGCGGGACAAGGCCAACGAAGUCCUGAAGCAAGAGAUCGCGGAACUGCAGCGGUCUACCUCAAGGGACACAGUGGACAAGGGUUACCUGAAGAAUGUGCUUGUCUCUGCGUUUGAAAAGGGAACGCUCUCCAGCGACAGCCCCAUGGUGGAAGUCCUGUCACGGCUGCUGUCAUUCAGCCCUGAGGAGGUGCAGCGGAUACAGAAUGGGCGUAAAAGCGCCUCCCUGGCACCCUCCGGUUCCAAAGAACGCACAUUCUUUGAGUGGGCUGGGCUUGCCUGA